Coturnix japonica (Japanese quail) is the source of this 1052-nucleotide messenger RNA. It is a transcript of the gene PSMA7, whose product is annotated as proteasome 20S subunit alpha 7. Gene Ontology annotation, biological process: ubiquitin-dependent protein catabolic process. Lineage: Eukaryota; Metazoa; Chordata; Aves; Galliformes; Phasianidae. Gene Ontology annotation, cellular component: proteasome core complex; proteasome core complex, alpha-subunit complex. The record is from RefSeq and is a predicted model, not a curated record.
CGCUCGUUGCGCAACGCCCGCUCCUGGCGUAAGGAGCGGCGGAUGGAGCUCGGCGGCUGCAGCGUACGGAGUUGGCGUAGGGUGCGCAAUCGGCGUAGUGCGGAAGCGGGCGGGGGAUGAGUGUGCUGUUUUGAGGGAGGCGGCGCGGCCGGCAGCCAUGAGCUACGACCGGGCCAUCACCGUGUUCUCUCCGGACGGGCACCUGUUCCAGGUGGAGUACGCACAGGAGGCGGUGAAGAAGGGAUCGACUGCGGUUGGGGUCAGAGGGAAGGACAUCGUUGUGCUCGGCGUGGAGAAGAAAUCUGUGGCAAAGCUUCAGGAUGAGAGAACUGUGCGGAAGAUCUGCGCCCUGGAUGACAACGUCUGCAUGGCUUUUGCAGGGCUCACAGCUGAUGCCAGAAUAGUUAUAAACAGAGCUCGUGUGGAAUGUCAGAGCCACAGACUCACCGUGGAGGAUCCGGUCACCGUGGAGUACAUCACGCGUUACAUCGCCAGCCUGAAGCAGAGAUACACUCAGAGCAAUGGUCGCAGACCUUUUGGUAUCUCUGCUCUGAUCGUGGGAUUUGACUUUGAUGGAACCCCCCGGCUGUACCAGACUGAUCCCUCUGGCACGUACCAUGCCUGGAAGGCUAACGCCAUUGGCAGAGGAGCUAAAUCUGUACGUGAAUUCCUGGAGAAAAACUACACUGAUGAAGCCAUUGAAACAGACGAUCUGACUAUUAAGCUUGUCAUCAAGGCUCUUCUGGAGGUUGUGCAGUCUGGGGGGAAGAACAUCGAGCUGGCUGUUAUGAGAAGAGAUCAGCCCCUGAAGAUUCUGAGCCCUGAAGAAAUUGAGAAAUACGUGGCUGAGAUUGAGAAAGAAAAGGAAGAAAACGAAAAGAAAAAACAGAAGAAAACAUCAUGAUGAACCAAAUCCAGCACCUGCUUCUUUUUAACUGAAGCAAUGGGUUGUUCUGUAUAGACAGGAUGUAGGCAUUCCGUUCAUUCAUACUGUGCCCUUCUGGAGACCUACAAUAAAACCUAUUGAUUUUUUUUUAAGCUCUUAUUUUAGA